Messenger RNA from Dermatophagoides farinae (American house dust mite), 2595 nucleotides. Lineage: Eukaryota; Metazoa; Arthropoda; Arachnida; Sarcoptiformes; Pyroglyphidae. The record is from RefSeq and is a predicted model, not a curated record.
AUGUCUUCAACAAAAAUUAAGUCCGAUAAUUUAAUAAAUACUCCAUUCAAUGCAAAAGCUGAAUGUUUGAGAAAUAGAAGAAAUUACACGCGACAUUUGUCGCGAGAAGAAUUGGAUAAACGCUUCCCGAAACAAAAAUGUUUGUUUGAAGAAUGUGGAUCUCAAUUAUCUACUGUGGACAGCUUAAUUAAGCAUUUAAACAAUAAGCAUGAAAGUUAUUGUCAAAAAUUAUUGGAUGGUCAUUACGAUCAAGCGAUGGCAGAGCUACCUGUGGAAGUUGUUAUUCGAUUCAAUCAACAGAGAAGGGGUCAAAAUGUCUCUGGCCAACACGAUGAUGCAAUGAUUGAGCAACCUGAUGAAGUUAUUGCUGGACGACAUCAUCAACCGAUAGUAGAGGAAAUUGGUCAAAAUGUGGCUGGCCAGCACGAUGAUGCCAUGAUUGAGCAACCUGAUGAAGUUAUUGCUGGACAACAUCAUCAACCGAUAGUAGAGGAAAUUGGACAAAAUAUAACUAGCCAGCACGAUCAAUCAAUGGAAACUGGCUAUGAUGUUGCUGGACCAUCUUAUCGUGAAUCAACUAUAGCUGAAACCUCUGAAAAUGUUAGCGAUGAUAAUCAAAUGGAGGUAGACCCAGUUGAUGAUAAUGAUAGUGAGUCGGAUGAUAAUGAUAAUGAAUUCGAUGAACUUGAUAAACUCUUUGAAAAAUUAUCAUUACCUAAAUCCAAACCUGGCCAUCAAGCAUUUUACAAUUCAAAAGUGUCACCAUUAUGCCAAGGUGAAAGAGAAUUCUUGAAGCAAUUCAUCGUUGAAUUAUCGGAAGUAAGGCUUAAAAAAUCUAUUCCGAAUGCUCAUGUUGAAGAAUUAGGAAGUGUAAUUGCCAAAAAUUUUCAAAAAGCUCAAGAAUUUCCCAAUCAUAUCAUGGAUAUUAUGGCAAGAUAUUCCUCUAGUUGUUAUUUACAAGAUCAAUUCUUUGAAAUGCAACCUAACUAUGUUCAGCCAAUUAAAAUUCCAACUUCGGAUCCGGAACUAACAAUCCAAUAUUAUUCAGUUGAAGGUAUCCUCAGAUCUAUAAUGAGUCAACAUCCUUCACUGAUUAAUAUCAUCGAAAAAGAAAAAAGAUUGCAAUUUGUUCCUGAAAACGAAAGAAAAAAUUUUACGAUCAAUAAUGAACUUGAUACAACCGACAAAACGAUGUUCGAGCGACUCAAAGGUAAACUUCGAGUUGAAAUUUUUCUUGAUGAUUAUUCCUUCAUGGGAAAAAGAGGCCGAAAAUUUCUUGCCGGUUAUCUGUCUUGUUCUAAUUUACCGUUUCAAGAACGAGUGCAACGCGACCAAAUCAAUGUGUUUCUUUUGGUCAAACGGCCGAUUACGAAAGUAAAAAAUUCAAUGAACAUGAUAUUGAAACCGUUGGUUCGUGAAAUGCAACAAUUGGAGCAUUCUGGCAUAAAAGUUAAAAAAGAUAAUGGUGAAAUCGUCGAAAUCCAGGUAAUACUAUCAAAGAUUAUCUGUGAUAACCUAGCCCAGAAUGAGAUACUUGGUUUCUCUAUGGGAUUUGGUAAAAGCAGCAUUUGCCGUGAGUGCUUAACUAAGCGUGAAAAAUAUCCAUCGUCACGAUUGCACUCAAUCUUAGAUUCCGAUGAACACAAUCUCGUGAAAUCUGGUGUAAAGAAUUUGGUCUUUAGGGACUGCAUUUUGACUGACUUGAGAGGGGUUACUCUUAGCAAUAUUUCCCCUCCAGACAUGUUUCAUGAUUUGUUUGGUAUGUUCAAAUUUGAAUGUUUCAUGAGGUUAUCGGAAAUCUUUUUCGAUGAAUUCGAAAAGAUUUGCGACAAUGAAAUCGACAUACUUCAAUUCUAUGAACAUACUGUUUCAUUUUGUCGUUUGGCCAGACAAACAGAAUUCAAUUCCAACGAUUUGAAAGAUUUGGAUAUGUUCAGCAAAUCGAUUAUAGAUUCAUUUGUUCACAUUAGCAAUCAACACGAAUAUAUGAAAUUUAAUGUAACAUAUAAACUUCAUAAAUUGUUGCAUUAUUCAAAUAAUAUAAAGAGGUUUGGCCCAUUAUACCUUUCAUCAUCUAUCAGAUAUGAAAGUGUACAUCAAAUCUCAAAAAGAUACGGCAGCUCAAUGGGCUGCUGGAAAUCUCCAGCAGAUACAUUGAGUGGCCGUAUUGCUUUGAGACAAACAUUACCAUCAUUUGGAAAGGAAGUUUCAAAAGAAGGAUGGAUCAAGCAAACAACCGUGGAGGAGUAUGAUGCAUACACCUUUCACGGAUUCGUCGAUGGAAACCGGAAUCAAGGCGAUUUUUAUCUUGGCAAAAAUGUCUUGAGAAGAGUGCUUGUUCCCGGGUAUCGCCCAAAAAUAUGGCUUCAAGGAACAAAAUUUUUCAUUAACCAUGAAACAAAACAAAUUUUGGUCAAAGGAACAAUAUGGUAUGAAGUAUUCGACGAUGAUAAUACUUCGAAGAAGGUCUUCACUCUUCAAAAUAUAGAAAAAUUUGAUGAUGAAGUUCUUCUAAAUGGAGAAUAUUUAUCCCAUAUAAACGAUUAUCUAUUUCAAACAAGCUGUGGUAGAUAUAUGGUCAAUCGAUUAUGUUAA